This is a messenger RNA of Verticillium nonalfalfae, 324 nucleotides long. RefSeq lists its product as uncharacterized. The coding region runs from base 1 to 324 and encodes 107 amino acids. Gene Ontology annotation, molecular function: ATP binding. Gene Ontology annotation, biological process: regulation of mRNA processing; spliceosomal complex assembly. The transcript has a single exon. Lineage: Eukaryota; Fungi; Ascomycota; Sordariomycetes; Glomerellales; Plectosphaerellaceae. The record is from RefSeq and is a predicted model, not a curated record.
AUGUCUACAUUCAACGUGGAAUACGGAUAUAUCGACGGCGUGGAGGAUCUGAGUCAGUACCGUCCGGAAGGUUAUCAUGCCGUUCAGAUUGACGACCGUCUUCACGAGCGAUACCGCAUCAUACACAAACUCGGCCACGGCACCUUUGCAUCAGUCUGGCUUGCUGCUGAUGAACGAAGCUCCAGUUACACCGCCGUCAAACUCGGUACUGCAGAUGCCGACGGGCAAGAGGAAGAGAUCCUGUCCCAACUGACGAAAAGGGCUCACGGCCACCGUCUCCGGAUAUGCCGCAACCGGAGCACCUUUGAUCCCUAUGGUUAUUGA